This is a messenger RNA of Chrysoperla carnea, 1515 nucleotides long. RefSeq lists its product as uncharacterized. The record is from RefSeq and is a predicted model, not a curated record. Bases 110 to 1339 code for a protein of 409 amino acids. Lineage: Eukaryota; Metazoa; Arthropoda; Insecta; Neuroptera; Chrysopidae. The transcript is spliced from 7 exons.
AAGAUUUUAUGUUAUUUAUUGAUUUAGUGGUUGUAUUUUGAGUUAUUUAAUAAAUACGUGCGAAGUUAGGAUAUUUUCUUAAGUUUUUUCCAGAAAGAGGAUCGUAAAAAUGGGUCACUGUCCAGAAUGGAUUGAUAAAAUCUUAUUUGAAAAAUCAUUGCGAACAUAUCUGAAAGAUGAUCGCAUAGCUUUAAAUUCGUUCAACAUUAAGGCGGCGUUAGCUGCUGGUGAAAAUUUUACAUCAGAUAUGUAUCGGGCAAGCGUGGAUUAUACCACCGGAGAUGGUGUUCGUGAGAAAAUGAUGUUAAUUGUUAAAUUAGUACCUGAUCAAGGCCUGAAAACUGAUUUUGCAAAUGAUAUGUUGAUUUUUGAAAAAGAAAUGCGAAUGUAUCGUGAUAUGUUGCCAGAAUUGAACAAGAAAUUAGGUGAUAUUAGAGCUUUAUCAGCGCAAUGCUUGUUUGCUGAAACUAAGACACAUUCGGUUAUAAUUUUGGAAGAUUUAUCAUUACUUGGAUUUGGAAUGGCAAAUCGUCAAAUUGGUUUGGAUAUGAAGCAUUCCUUAAUGGCUAUGGAAUAUUUAGCAAAGCUACAUGCAGCUUCGGCGUUAUUAUACAAGGAGAAACCAGAAACAAUGGAUUUUUAUGAUUUUGGGUUAUUUAACGAUCAACAUGGUAAAGCUUUUGUUGAAACUUUUAUAAGCAAAGGAUUUAAAGGGCUGAUCAUGGCUGCAGAACAAUGGCCUGGAUUUGAAAAAUAUGUAGAAAAAUUGAAAAAAAUACAACCGAAAUUUGUUAAACAUGGUAUAGCCUUAACAAAAAAGGAUCCUAAUGGAUUUAAUGUAUUAUGUCAUGGAGACACAUGGAUUAAUAAUAUGUUGUUUAAAUAUGCAGAAGAUAAAGUUACUCCCGUCAAAAUGAAAUUCGUUGAUUUUCAAAUGAGUAUUUUCACAUCACCAGUAAUAGAUUUACACUAUUUCAUAUUCACCAGUCCAGCCGAAGAAGUUCGCAUCAAUCAUAUGGAAAAACUUUUACAGCAUUAUCAUUCUUCUUUAGUUAAAACGAUUGUUCAGUUAGGAAGUUCACCGGACGAAUUACGAGUUCCUACAUAUGAUCAAUUAGUUGCAGAGUUUCAUAAAAGAGGCUUUUAUGGUGUUUUAGCUUCGGUCAUUAUAAUGCCAAUAAUUCGUGCACCACCCAGAGAAGAUGCAUCAAUUGAAGGCAUUAUUAGUGCUGAUAUGGAUCAGACAUUUGUAAAUUCUACGUAUAAUGCUCCAGAGUAUAGAAAAACAAUGUCUAAUUUACUACCAUAUUUUGAUAAGAAAGGCUAUUUAGAUUUUUAAGACACGCACGAUUUUUAUAAGACGCACUUUUAAAUUAAAUUAAUAUGUUCACAAAGAAUUGAUGUAAUUUAGUAUUUUUGGAAAAUAAUAAAAAUAAAUGGGUUCUUGAGAAAAAGACAGAAGUGAAACUUCACUCGCUUUAUAUUAAAACAAAAUUUAUAUAAAUAAAUGAAUGA